Molecule: messenger RNA, 2595 nt
Organism: Aureobasidium namibiae CBS 147.97
Lineage: Eukaryota; Fungi; Ascomycota; Dothideomycetes; Dothideales; Saccotheciaceae
Product: poly A polymerase C-terminal region-like protein
Exons: 3
Coding region: 1-2595 (864 amino acids)
Biological process (GO): tRNA 3'-terminal CCA addition
Molecular function (GO): RNA binding; ATP:3'-cytidine-cytidine-tRNA adenylyltransferase activity
Source: RefSeq, a predicted model, not a curated record
AUGUCUACAAACUCUCGCGUCUUGGAGCUUACAGACGUCGAGGAAAACCUGCGCACUCUAUUAAUCGAUGUUGCCAAAUACAUUGACAACUCUCCUGGACAUGCUUCUGAGAGUCAGGUACCACUUCCUGAUGACCUCGCAAAACAACCACUCGUUCUAAGAUGGACUGGUGGCUGGGUCCGUGACAAACUCCUCGGUAUCGAAAGUCAUGAUAUCGAUGUAGCAAUUAACAAAAUGACUGGCUUCCAAUUCGGUCUGAGGCUGAAGGAAUAUCUCGAGAUUCCUGGCAACCCGGAAAAGUACGGUCUGGAAGGUGUCGCUAGCAACGAGUCCCAAUCAAAAAAGGCUGAGUCUGGGAAGAGCAAGAUCGUUGGUGGCCUGCACAAGAUUGAAGCAAACCCGGAAAAGUCAAAGCAUCUGGAAACCGUCACAACAAAGAUCCUGGGUCUCGAUAUUGAUCUGGUCAAUCUGCGCAAGGAGACAUACAGCGACGACAGUAGAAAUCCUCAGAUGGAGUUUGGCACGCCUGAAGAGGACGCUCUUAGACGCGAUGCCACUGUCAACGCCAUGUUUUUCAACAUCACUACUCGUGAGAUUGAAGACUUUACUGGCAAAGGCCACAACGACAUGGCCAACAAGAUCAUCCGCACCCCUCUCGAGCCUUAUCAGACCUUCAAGGACGAUCCUCUGCGAGUUCUGAGGUUGAUCAGAUUUGCUAGCAGAUUGAACUAUACCAUCGAGUCUGAGGCUCGCAAGUGGAUGAAGGAUGCCGAAAUCAAAAGCGCCCUGCAAGCAAAGAUCAGUCGCGAAAGAGUCGGUGUCGAACUCGAAAAGAUGCUCCGAGGUCCCGACCCUCUGAUGGCUCUGAACUUGAUUGAACAGCUCACUCUAUACUCCACCAUCUUCUCCGACCCUGCCCAAGACCAAGACAAGGUCUUUUCACCGGACACAGACAAUUGGAGCACUGUCAUCAACUUUGUUCAGGACAUCAUGUCUUGCAAGACCAGCGACAUUUUCGUGCGUGACGCUGAAGAAAGAUAUCUCAUCUGGUUGUUGUCUGCAGUUGUCCCAUACAGGGACGCUCCAUCUCCUCCAGCCAUCGAAGGCAAGAAGCCACCACCUCCCGUUGCCACGGCUGUCGCACGUGAAGGCAUCAAGGCUACUAACAACGUCUGCAAUGUAAUCACAAACUCUAUCAAGAACUAUGCCGAAAUCUCCAUGAUGGCCAACGACUCAAACGGCCGCAAGCGUCCAGCACGUGAAGACUUGGGAAUGGCAAUUCGUCGCUGGGGUUCUACCUGGAGAUCACAAACAGCGUUUGCACUGCUGGUCAAUGUCGCCGAUGACCCUUCAGCAGCUCAAUCUCACCUCUCCGCGUUCUCAAACUUCCUCAAGUACGUGCAAGAACUGGACCUCCUCGACGCAUACGCUCUCAAACCCAUUCUCGACGGCAAAGCCCUGACAAAAGCCCUCGGCGUACCAACCGGCCCCUGGAUGAAAGAUGCCCUCGACGUAGUCAUGCGCUGGCAACUCCGCAACCCAGGCAAAAAGGACACGGCCGAAGCCAUCGAUCAAGUCCGCCUCGCCAAAGACAGUACCCCAACUCCUGGUGAGCUGACCUCAGACCUCAUGACGUAUUUUCUCCAGCUUACCAUCCGCCCGCUGUUUGCAAAGACACCGACGCAGCAGUUUGCGCAAAGCAGUAGUGAUGAAAAGACUUGGAAGGGUAGGGAUGCGUAUGCGUUGGAAUUGCUUCGCUGGGUGAUUUGUGCUGCGGAUGAGGACUUGGUGCAGAGGAAUUGGCAUGCGAUUGUGCCGCCUUUGCUCAGCAUACUCGACGACAUCGACACCGAAUACAAAGCCCAAGGCUGCGAAUUGCUUAAACUCUUGCUGGACAAGACAUCACCUGCACUUCUCAAACGCACUGGUUUAGGGGAUGUGUUUGAGGAAGCCCUGAUGCCAUGUCUAGGCUACCUUCCCACCCUGACACCUGAAGAUGAGAGUGCACGUUUACUUUCGGUCGCCUACCCAGCCUUAAUCUCCCUUUCCAACACUUUGGACUCUUCCUCUUCUUCCUCAUCACCCUCAUCACAAAAGCCUCCGCAGUGUCUAGCCCUCCUCGACAACCUUAUUCGCAAAGGCAUUCUCAUGACUUUUACCUAUUGCCCCGAACACGCCAAAAUCACCACCGUCACCACUACAAAUCUUGCUGUCAUUCUCAGUCAUAUGGGCUUGGACUCUGUCAAACACCUUACUUUCAUUCUACCUAUGCUUUCUUCUAUACUCGGUCAUCCUUUUGUCACUGCUUCGCCACCUCUAUUGCUUUCGUCUAUCAAGGCGUCACAAGCUGUGGUGUUGAACGCGUGGCCCAGAAUGCAGGUCUACAAGACCGAGGUGUUGAAAUGCGUGGCUGUGCCUUGGAUCAGGAUGCAAGAGGAAAAUGCUGAUGGGUCGGAGUGGAAAGAGAUCAAGGAGGAGUGUAGAGUCACGGUACAGAUGCUCAAGGAUGCUUUAGGCGAUGCCGCCGAUGAGUUCGAUAAAGAAGUGGCAGAAUUGAUCAAGGUGGACAAAAGAUUGGAAGGCUUGUUUUGCUGA